Molecule: messenger RNA, 5692 nt
Organism: Leucoraja erinaceus (little skate)
Lineage: Eukaryota; Metazoa; Chordata; Chondrichthyes; Rajiformes; Rajidae
Gene: pde1a
Product: phosphodiesterase 1A, calmodulin-dependent
Exons: 19
Coding region: 843-3263 (806 amino acids)
Biological process (GO): signal transduction
Molecular function (GO): 3',5'-cyclic-nucleotide phosphodiesterase activity
Source: RefSeq, a predicted model, not a curated record
AAGCGUGAUUAAUAAGCUCACACCUCAAUGAUUCAACUAAUAUUGUAAUAUGCAACUAAUCAUUACAUUGGGAAAUUCAUUCAUUAUAAUCCGAAAGCAGUCCAGUUUGAAUUCAUACACAUACGCCUCAUUGUAAAUGGAGGGACCGUUGUUUGGCUGAGAUUUAUAUGAAGACUGGUCCCUCAAGGGAUAAGCAUUGCCUUGGUACUAUUUUGAAGAUCAAGUGAGCUAUUCUCUGAAGUCUGGCUAAUACAUGCCCUGAACUAAAGGCUUUGUAUUUCAUGGGAGGCACACAACCAUUUGAACACUUAAAAUAAAAAAAAACCAUGAGAAAAAAGUUCAUAUAUUGAUACAGUUUGGAUCAAGUCAAUUCGAGUUUAUUUUCCUAUGCAGCAGUACGGUGAGUUGCAGAUACAAUAACAAAUCUUGCAGCAGCAUCACAGGAACUCCCCCGAUUCAUUCCCUUCAGCAGCUGCAUGAGAAUGGUUUUCACUGGCCAACCUUCCAUGUGCAACACCUUGGAAAAGCUCGCUCUCCGUGGGAAAUUAGGAUGCGUAAUUUGACAGUCACGAAGCUUGUUCAUGCACAAAUAUACCGAGCAGAGUCUGUGGUUGGCACAGCUUCGUCCUUUCCAGCUGAAUAAGUCGUGCCUGUGAAUGCAAAGAAAACACUGCAUAAUACUGGGCCGUUAUAUGAAGUUUGUUUGGGGUGGGUAAUUGACACCCUCGGAAUUAAACAGCGGCCACUCAUCAUAGGCUUUGGUGAUUAGUGUCUAAGAAGAGGAAAGUGAUUACUGUUUCAUUUCCCACAGGGGGAUGUGCUGAGAUAGUCCAGUGUGGGAGAUGCCCGGGGUGGAUGCUGAUGAGCGCGGAGCUGACAACACAGUGUCCGCUUCUCUCCACAUGGGGACCGUCUCAUCGGUUCGCUCCAGACCGGCUCCGACUCCGGCUGCAAGACGGGCCCCGUCCGCAGCUCAGCGGGCACGGACAGGCGGCGAGGCGAAAGGAUGCCCCUGUCCAUCUGGACCAGCCUGGCCGGGAAGGGGAAAGGUGUGUAGUUCCCGGGAUACAGCUCCGAUCAGUGGCACUGGAGCCCGUCAGCGAACAGAUUGUGAUUCCCAUGCUUUAUUCACAACUCACGACAUGUUCAACAUAGAGAGCCCAGAUGGACAUCUGGAUGAAGAUGGCAACGGGGAGGGCAAAUCUCAGGCGGACUCGGGCACCGCACUUGGAACAAAUGCCCCAGAAGAAUCAGCAGUCAGAAUUUACACCAUGGAGACCACACCCGCAGAAAUCAAGGAACUUGGCAACAGCACCCUGGAGUACUUAAAACCUGAUAAUCCCGAGAAGAUGUGGAUUCGCUUGCAAGGAUUACAGAACUACAGAAACACAUCACAAAGGCUAAGAUGUCUUGUGAAACAGCUAGAGAGAGGUGAGAUCAAUGUGUCAGAUUUAAAGAAGAAUAUUGAAUAUGCAGCCUCGGUACUGGAAGCAGUUUAUAUUGAUGAGACAAGGCGUCUCCUGGACACUGAGGACGAACUCGGUGACAUCCAGUCGGACUCCGUGCCAUCAGAGGUUCGAGACUGGCUGGCAUCCACAUUCACCAGGAAGAUGGGCGUGAUGAGAAGACGACCCGUGGAGAAACCGAGGUUCCGCAGCAUUGUCCAUGCUGUUCAAGCCGGCAUUUUCGUGGAAAGGAUGUACCGAAGGACAUCGAACAUGAUAGGACUGACUUAUCCAGCCGCAGUGAUAUCUGCUCUCAAGGAUGUUGAUAAGUGGUCAUUUAAUGUGUUCGCACUCAAUGAAGCCAGUGGAGACCACGCACUGAAGUUCAUCGUGCAUGAGCUGUUCACCCGAUACGACCUUAUCAAUCGCUUCAGGAUCCCUGCAGCUUCACUAAUAACUUUUGUUGAAGCCCUGGAGGCAGGUUAUAGCAAGUACAAGAAUCCUUACCAUAACUUAAUCCAUGCAGCAGAUGUGGCCCAGACUGUGCAUUAUCUCAUGCUCCACACUGGCAUUAUGCACUGGUUUACAGAACUGGAUAUCUUAGCCAUGCUCUUUGCUGCUGCCAUUCAUGACUAUGAGCAUACAGGGACCACAAAUAACUUCCACAUUCAAACCAGAUCAGGUGUAGCUAUUUUGUACAACGAUCGAUCUGUUCUUGAAAACUAUCACGUGAGCGCUGCGUACCGAUUAAUGCAGGAAGAGGAAAUGAACAUCAUGUGCAAUUUGACGAAAGAUGAUUGGAGGGAUCUGCGAUCUUUGGUGAUAGAAAUGGUUUUAUCAACUGACAUGUCUUGUCAUUUCCAACAAAUCAAGACCAUGAGAAAUACUUUACAGCAGCCUGAAGGGACUGACAAAGCUAAAGUCAUGUCACUAAUGCUGCAUGCCGCAGAUAUAAGCCACCCUGCAAAGUCCUGGGACCAGCACUACCGGUGGACAAUGACAUUGAUGGAAGAAUUCUUUAGACAGGGUGACAAUGAGGCAGACUUAGGGUUACCAUUUUCUCCACUUUGUGACCGAAAAUCCACAAUGGUAGCUCAAUCUCAGAUCGGUUUUAUUGAUUUUAUUGUGGAGCCAACCUUCUCUGUUCUGACAGAUAUAGCAGAAAAAAUAAUAACACCUCUUAUAGAGGAAGCUUCUCAAUCUGAGUCUGACUUUCAACGGCAGAGUCUUGCCAAUAUUGGAGUAGGAACCACUCCAGACUCAACCCGAAGGCACAGCGUAAGGAGCAUUGCAUCAGAUGGAGGCUGUUCCACAGAGUAUUCGGUAUCUACCGUGGACAUCAAAUGCUUUAAGUUGAACUGGAUGGACAUAAUUCAGCAAAAUAAAGAAAAAUGGAAAGAGCUGGCAAUUCAAGAUACAGAAGAAAAAACAAGGGAGACUACAGAACAAAAUGAGAAUGAUGACCAACACCAGAACAAUGAUGACAGCACUGAGAAUCUAAUAGCAGCAGAUGAUAACAUAAAUAUGGGAUGUGACAAAGAGAUCCUGGAAAGGCAUAGUUCUCCAUCCAAGUCACUUGUCAACCAGGCUUGCCAGCUCUCAACAGCUUCCAGCAGCCCUAUUCUGCAAAGACAUCUCCAUACCACCGGCUGUGAUUCAGCAAACUGGCACCAUGAUGCUAAUGUAGCAGAGACUGUGAUUCAACAUGGACCACCAUGGAAUGGUGAGGUGAAACACAUUAAGAACUCGGAGGAGUCAAUGAAUAACAGCAAAGCUAACGAGAGAAUGGAACAUAAAGCUACCUUUAUUCAUGACUAAUUGAGAGAGGCUUCCAAGAAUGCGGUCCUACAUGGAGAACAAGAAAGAAAGGGUUUAACAAGUGGCUCUGGAAUGAUUAGAAAUAUAUACUACACCUUCACUGAGCACCUCUCAACAUCUCUGGUGCUUUACUUCCAGGAACUUGGACUUGAUAAUGUGACAUUGUCCUUUAAAAGAAGGAGUGGAGCAGGUGGCUGAAAUGUUCUUUUUAUGAACAAUUUAAUCUAACAAUUUCCUCUUCAAUAACUUUCCCAUUUGGCAAUUGUUGUAUAUCUUACAAUAUCAGCCAGCACAAAAGGACAUCUGGGCUCGCUUUGUAUUGCUGAUAAAAUUGCUUUUGAUAGCAGCACUUGCAAAUAAUUUUGUUCUUAAGUCAGUUGAUAAAAGCUUCAAAUUGGAACAGAAUGACUAAUCUUCCCUACGCUUUAUGCCCUCGACUAGAACAACAAACAAUGUACAAAUAAUAAUUUGACAGCUGACAAGGAUGUUUGUAGCCUCAGGAUGCACUGUAGAACUUCAGGCAUUUGUAUAAUUGUUUCAUUCUGAUGGGAAUAGAAUGGGAGGCCUAUGUAUUUUAAAUUCUGCUGAUGCGCACAGGCAUUUUUAUUGCUCUCAGUACAAAAUUAAAAAAGAGCCACAUAUUACAUUGAUGCAACCUUUUGAUCUCCCUUGUGUGCUUCUUCAUAAUCAGGCCCUAACAUGAUUAAAAAACAAUGACACCAAAGUGAAUAGAUUGUAACAUAGGAGGUAAGAAAUAGUUCAAAGAUUGUUGACCCAAUAAAUGUUAUUAGUACCCAGCAUCGCAAUACAUAUGCUUAUGUAUUAUGCCGUAAUUUCAUAGAUUUGUAAAUACACUGUACCUUCAAUGUUGUGUUGAUGAACCAUUUCAGAGCUUUAUUGUAAUGUUGUUAAUAAACGAUAAAGAAAAUUCAGAUCUAUACUCAAUAAUUUAUUAAUACCACAUGCUCUGAAUUUUACUGUUUCCCUGUCAUGUACAUUUUCCCUAAAUGUACAUUUUUUUUUUCUGAAUUGCUGAUCCAUUCUGGACUGAAAACUUUUAUUGUUUUGCUAAUUUAAGAUAAAUGUUGCAGCACUGAGUCUCACCAAUGGGACCCGGACAUUCAAAUCCCAUGAAUUACUCCAUCACAUCUGUUAAUUGUGAUACGCACAUUAGGGAUGAGUUUCCACAGGAGCUUAACCUUUCUAUUUUCAGUCGAAUAACCUGGGAAAAAAAACCCAUUCUCAGUGGCAUUUACGGCCUUCCUCCAGGAUUUCCACGACCUAGCCAUUGAGGUUUUGGUGGAUAAGGCGGAGAAGGUGCAGAUUCAUUCACCUUCGUUCUUUCAAAGUUACUUUACCUGUGGACACUAAACAUAGUGCUCAUGGAACAUUAAUAACACAUUCACAUUUCAACAUCAAAUAUAAUACAACAUUGACAAUCGUAAAGGAUAGUUAGAGAAUAGGAGGUAACUUCACAGAAUCGCCAUGAUUCAAGUUGCUGCCAUCCAAACUAAUUGUUGAAAUGUGGCCACUUAAAGCUGUUAAUUGUUUUGAAUGGAAUUGUUUUUGAAAUGCCGGAAAUGUUAAUUUGAAAGGUAAAAUGCAACUGAAUUUCUUUCAUCUCUCACUGAAGUAUCAAUGGAAGAUUUAUAUGAAUUGAUAGAAAAAUUGGCUACUGCACCAUCUCUAAAUGUAUCUGAUGAUCAUCCAUCCUGGGUUUAAUGGGAGAUCAAAACUCCUUUAGAUGUUCCUGGUGCCAAAUACAGACUAGAGUGUUCACAACUUGUUUUAUUCAUCGCAGGAAACCUGAUUUUAAAUAACACAAACAAUUCUAAAAUUAAUGUAUUUGGUGUUACUGAAUAUGUUGACAAGAUGUAAGAAGAAUACAAGACACUGAGAUUAAAAACUAUCAAUUUAUUAAUUAAUACAAAUUAACUUGAGAUUUUUUUUAUUACAGAUGCAAACAUUUGUUUUUGUUGUAACUUAAUGCUGAACUAUGAUUCAUGAUAUUUUAAGAUUUAAGUGAAAUUACAAACCACAGGACUCAAUCAGUCUUGAAAUCAUUGAGAUGAGAUUAAAUUAAAAUACUGCAUUAUUCAAUAUUCUGAUUCACCAUGUAAUCAGAACAGUCUAAUCCUAGAUUUUUGUGUUUUAUUAUUCCUUUUUUAAUUGUAUGUGACAUCAGUGACUGCUCAGGCUGUUCCAUAAAAGUAUCUCCAUCAGUAGUUACAUAAUUGCCUAUUUUAGCAAAGCAAGAAUGGCACAGUGGCGCAGCUGUAGAGUUGCUGCCUUACAGCGCCAGAGACCCAGGUUCAAUCCUGACUGCAGGUGAGGCCUGUAUGGUGUUUGUACUUUCUCCAUGUGACCACGUGGGUUUUCUCCGGGUGCUCUGCUUUCCUCCCACUUUCCAAAGAAUAGAGAUUUUUCGG